Exserohilum turcica Et28A is the source of this 465-nucleotide messenger RNA. RefSeq lists its product as uncharacterized. Bases 1 to 465 code for a protein of 154 amino acids. The transcript is spliced from 3 exons. The record is from RefSeq and is a predicted model, not a curated record. NCBI's taxonomy places the organism in Eukaryota, Fungi, Ascomycota, Dothideomycetes, Pleosporales, Pleosporaceae.
AUGUCGUUCCCAACAGAUAUCUCGUCCAACGGUCCCAGUAGCGAUUUUCAAGAAACUUCGGAUAAGAUGCGAGAUGAUUUCAACAGCGCAGUAGACAACCAACAGAGGACGAUUGCGAUCGGGGUCGGAGUCGGAGUCGGCGUGUUCGUUCUCUUCGUCGCCAUAGCCAUGUUUUUGUUUUGGCGACACAGCAAGAAGCGCAAACAGCGACUGAAUGAAAAUGCGAAGCGGAUAAAUGAACAGACGCAGUUCGCCGGGCAACCGAAUCCUUACCAUGCAAAUGGACAUCCGGCAUAUGGACAGCAAGCAUGGGCACCCAAGGCUGAGAUGGACGGACAAGGCAGGUCUGGCCAGUACCAAGAAAUGAACGCGCACACGGCAAAUUCGCCUUACCAGAGCGGUCAGGUGGUGGAAGCAGAGGCAAAACCGGAUGCGCAGGAGAUGCCUGCGGGCUACAGGCAAUAG